This is a messenger RNA of Talaromyces marneffei, 894 nucleotides long. RefSeq lists its product as uncharacterized. Gene Ontology annotation, cellular component: nucleus. Gene Ontology annotation, biological process: regulation of transcription by RNA polymerase II. The record is from RefSeq and is a predicted model, not a curated record. NCBI's taxonomy places the organism in Eukaryota, Fungi, Ascomycota, Eurotiomycetes, Eurotiales, Trichocomaceae. The coding region runs from base 1 to 894 and encodes 297 amino acids. The transcript is spliced from 2 exons. Gene Ontology annotation, molecular function: cyclin-dependent protein serine/threonine kinase regulator activity.
AUGACUUCGGCUCUCACCCUGGAGAGCCUCUCCAAUGCUCUCGCAACACCGGCUCAGUUAUCAAGCUCGUCUUCUUCUCUUGAUGGCAUUCCAUCUGAUCUAGAAUCCUCAAUUCGGUUUGCAGGUGCUCUGCUCACGCAAGCAGCUGGCAUACUGCUACGACUGCCUGAAGAUGUGAUUACUCAAGCAAUCGUGAUCUUUACGCGAUUUUGGAUCGGUCCUGAUGGUGGAAGCUUUGCGAUACAGUCCACAAAGGACGUGUCUGCAGCUUCCCUCUACCUAAUGGCCAAGCUAUCCUUCCAUCCUACGUCGCCUCGCUCCGUUCUCAACGUCUACAAUUACCUCUUAUCGAAACAAGCGUCGCCUCUAUGGUUCGUCAAUCCCUCGGGCGUCGACGGGAAACCCAAACCAGAGACCUAUUACCUUUCUGAGGGCGGUUAUCAAUCUCAGCGCCUGGUGCUGCUCAAGACAGAGACGAUCAUUCUUCGUACGCUUGGCUUCAACACUCAUGUCGUGAUUCCUCAUACGAUUGCCCUUACGUAUCUACAAACUAUCAAUGCGGCUUCGAGCGCUCUCGGUAAACGAGUUUUUGAGCAUCUCAAUGCGUCGCUUUUAUCACCGCAGUUGCUUUACGUGACGCACCAGCCUAAUGCUUUGGCUGUUGCCGCUAUUUAUCUUUCUGCGCGAGAAGUCGGUGUGAAGCUAGCGGAAGAUGAAUGGUGGGAGGUGUUUGAUGUGGAUCGUGAGGAACUAGGUUUUCUCGUGGUUGCGAUGAACAGUAUGGAAGGUUUCGCAAGAGCGGAGAAGGAAUCUUGGAAGGGUAAGACGAUACCACUCGUCGUCGAGGAUGUCGAAAAGGAACUUCAGCAACGACAGUCACAAGAAGGCGAAUGA